ACGCCUCGCUCUUGCCCCAGCUCGGGGAGCUAGGCAGGGCCUACCUCGCCGCCCGGGCGGCGCUUGGGGCGGCGCCUGAGUGGCUCUUCCAGCUGCCCGGCGAGCGGCGGCCGCUGACGCGCCACAUGGCGGGCUGGGUGAGCGAGACGCUCGACGAGGAGGGCGUGCGGGCUCCGGCCGGCUUCGUCUACCUCGGCCACUCGCUGCGCUCUGGCGGCUCGAGCGCCGCGGAGGCCAUCCGAGUGCCCCGCUUUCGGGGCAACUGGCUCGGCGGCUGGUCUCAGAAUGGCCGGACGCGCGAGCUCCACUACAUGGACCCGUCGGUGCUGCCGUCGCCCGAGGCCUACGAGCUGCUCGGCUGGCUCCUGGACGGAUCCUACCAGGCGCUUCCACCGUCGUGGGAGCGCCGCCGCGGCGCUGCUGACACAGCGGAGCCCGGCGAGCCGACGAGCUAGCUCCCUCGUCACACACGCGCACGGACGCAUGGAGAUCCGCGCGCGUGACACACACACACACACACACACACACACACACACACACACACACACACCACUCCAUACGCGAGCCCGCUCUCGCUCCGCCGCUCGUGCGCCCCGCGCGCAUGUCGGCCUUCUCAUGCCUCCGGCCUCCGAGCGCCCACCUCGGGCGCUCGGGCGGUUGGGGAUGGCAUAUCGGUUCCCUGGGCGUUCACUAGCGCUCGCUUGUGGGUGAGAACGGCGUUCUCUGGGUAAGCUCAGCUGUGAACUUCCCAGUUGUUUGCUCUCCCUCCCUCCCUUACCCUGUUCAUGACUUGCUAGCGGGACCUGAGUAUUGUAUAAGAAUACUGUAAGGC
Molecule: messenger RNA, 832 nt
Organism: Emiliania huxleyi CCMP1516
Lineage: Eukaryota; Haptophyta; Isochrysidales; Noelaerhabdaceae
Exons: 3
Source: RefSeq, a predicted model, not a curated record